This is a messenger RNA of Dacryopinax primogenitus, 1450 nucleotides long. RefSeq names its product AB-hydrolase YheT. The transcript is spliced from 7 exons. Bases 1 to 1446 code for a protein of 481 amino acids. The record is from RefSeq and is a predicted model, not a curated record. Gene Ontology annotation, biological process: medium-chain fatty acid biosynthetic process; medium-chain fatty acid catabolic process. Gene Ontology annotation, molecular function: monoacylglycerol lipase activity; acetylesterase activity. NCBI's taxonomy places the organism in Eukaryota, Fungi, Basidiomycota, Dacrymycetes, Dacrymycetales, Dacrymycetaceae.
AUGGGCGCAUUCUUCUCUCUCCUCUCGUCUCUCUUCGCAAUAUCAGGACCAGCUAGACUCUGGGUUCCAACUACACCAACAGAAUUCGACAUACUCGCAUCUUCCAGUACAGCAGCAAACGGUACAGUCCCGAACGGCGCGGACAAGGAGAAAGACAUCAUAGAAGGAACAGAAAGGACAGAGAAACUGUCUAUUGCAGCGUUUGUUAAGCAAGCCGUGCCCUCUCUGUUCGAGCCGUUCAAGCCUACAUGGUUCCUCAUCGGGGGACACCUGCAGACAGCCUACUGCGUCGUAGGCGACUUCACCAAAGUAAACCAAGUACACUAUACCCGUAAGAUCCUCACUGUCCCAGAGGGCGGCUCCAUCGCGAUCGACGUAGCGGGCUCGCCUUCCUUACCUCCUACAACACCUAUCUUGGUCGUGUGUCACGGAUUGGCCGGAGGGUCGCAUGAGAGCUAUGUGAGGGACGUACUGUCGGUCGUCACGAGGCCUAAAGAAGAAGGAGGGUGGGGCUGGAGGGGCGUGGUCUGCAACUUCCGGGGAUGCGGUGGGUCGAAGCUCACCUCCUCCCAACUGUACUCCGCUGGGUAUACGAACGACCUCCGCACGGCCCUUCUCUACCUCUCCGUCCGUUUCCCAGGCGCGCCAAUGGUCGGGAGUGGCUUCUCACUAGGAGCGUGCGUGCUCACACGCUACUUGGGAGAAGAAGGGGAGCGCAGUCGGUUAAAAGCAGGGAUGACGCUCGGCUGUCCUUGGGACUUGUACAAGAACUCUCAGAGGUUGGAAGGAAACUGGUUCUACAGGAACACGUACAGCAAAGCCAUGGGCACCAACCUCCGCUUGGUCAUCAAACCCCACCUGUCGGAAAUCCUAGCUCACCCCCUGGGGCAGAGUAUCAAGCCCGACAUUGAUGCGCUCUACCGGAUCCGCUCGCCUUCUCUCAAAACCGUGGACACCUUUGUGACUAGACACCUCGGUGGCCCGAGCCCGCCAUUCCCCUUCCCCAGCGCGGACGCAUACUACAAAUGGGCCUCAUGCCACCGUUCCCUCUCGUCCAUCCGCGUACCCUACCUAGGCGUGAACGCAGAUGACGACCCGAUCAUCAUGGGCCAUAAACUACCCCUGGAAGAGACGCAAGCCAGUAGCUGGUGCGCGCUGGCCGUGACGAGGGGUGGUGGGCAUCUAGGUUGGUUCACAGGGGGCGGCAGUCCCCCUAAACGGUGGAUCCGCACCCCUAUCCUCCAAUUCGUCCGCGCCGCUAUGGAAGACUACGUCCCUCCCUCAGGGAGGAGCACCUUCGGCUGGGGAAAGAAAGACGGCUGGGUGUACCAGGUGGACGAUGCUGGCUUGAGAGGGGAGGUCGUGAUUGGAUACAGGGAGGAAGAGGGAGAGGAGGGGAUCGAGGGUGCUGAGGAGCUGGCUGGGGGGAAGCUUGCGGGUUUGUAGGCUG